Molecule: messenger RNA, 635 nt
Organism: Macadamia integrifolia
Lineage: Eukaryota; Viridiplantae; Streptophyta; Magnoliopsida; Proteales; Proteaceae
Product: phosphatidylinositol-3-phosphatase myotubularin-1-like
Exons: 4
Coding region: 339-635 (98 amino acids)
Source: RefSeq, a predicted model, not a curated record
GUGUCGGAGGAGAGAGGGGGAGGGAAGCGGCGACCGACGGGGCAAGUGCGGCUUACCGUUCAGGCACCAGAAAAUCACAUCUACAACGAAACACGUGUAUAAAUGGAAGUUAUCGGUGGAAUCUUAAUGGAUAUACCGAGAAAGAAACCGACAAGAGGAGUAGCCACGCCAGAUUAGUAAUUUUUUCUCCGUAAUAGAGGUACCCUAGCGACGAAGAAUUAGUGCGUGCGGAGAUCACGGGGUAUCGUCGACGCUUGCUUGCACUGCAGGAGACACUUGGGUCGUCUAUUAACCUUAACAGUUGUUCGUCUUACGACCACGGCGCCGGUUUUCUUGUCAUGGCUACGCCCAAAUCACGAAUUCCUCGAUCGACCUCCUUGCGUGACUCUGAUAGUCGAUUUUCUGAGUCAGAGAAGAUGGAGGGCGCCGGCAGUUGGGACGCUAUCGAAUGGACCAAAAUCGAGCCUGUCAAGAGGUCAGUACCUCAUGGAAUGUCUACUUUGCUGCUAGAAGGAGAGGAUGUUAUUGUGGAGGGCUAUGGUGUUGUUCUUGUGAAUACUGAUGAGGCAGGCACAUUGUUGCUUACCAAUUUUCGCCUACUUUUUGUGAUUAAUCCUUACCAUCCCCCACUUUAA